Molecule: messenger RNA, 972 nt
Organism: Candida dubliniensis CD36
Lineage: Eukaryota; Fungi; Ascomycota; Pichiomycetes; Serinales; Debaryomycetaceae
Exons: 1
Coding region: 1-972 (323 amino acids)
Biological process (GO): DNA repair; DNA damage checkpoint signaling
Cellular component (GO): checkpoint clamp complex
Source: RefSeq, a predicted model, not a curated record
AUGCUGUUGUUUGUUGAGUCAGAGCCAGAGUCUGAACCUAUUUGUCAUGUUGAGGAGUCGUUUACUGCGUCUACUACCCAGAUAGGUCACUUGUCCGAUAUUUUCCAGAGUCUUGUUAGUAUAAGUAACCAGGCGAUAAUCAGGAUCAAGGAGAGUGGGAUUACGAUAUACUCGAGUUAUAAUCAUACGUUUAAUGUGAAUGUGAAUAUUGAUCCGUCGUUGUUUAGCAUAUACCAGAUGAGCGGUGGUGAGGAGUUUGCAUUGGGAGUUGAUUUGAGUUUGAUUGGCGAGUGUUUUGGGUCUGUUGCCAGUACGUUAAAGUAUGAAAAGUCCGUUACAUGUUACUUGACGUACCUGGGGGAGGGCAGCCCGCUUGUUAUUGAGUUUGAGGAUAGUUUUAUUUUGGAAAAGUUGGAGUUUUACACGUUUGUGAUAGAGGAGGAGGAUGGGUUGGGUAUUGAUUAUGAGAGCGUGGAGAUGGAGGCGAUAGUGCGGAGCGAUGUGCUUACGAAUGUGAUGCAAGAUUUGUACCUGAUCGAUACGGAGAAUUUGUUUGUGUAUGCUGAGGCAGAUACGCUCCACUUUAUUAGUAAUGGGCCUAUAGGCACGUCGAAACUUAUAUUCCCCAACGACAAGGCAGUUCUUGAGAAGAUGGAAAUAAAGGGUAGGUAUGUGAUUACCCAGUUUAGUUUUGAGGUUUUUUAUCGGAUAUUUCGGUCGGUGAAGUUGAGUUCAAAAUGCAAGCUUGUGAAGGAUGAGAAUGGGUGUUUUUCGGUGCAGUUGUUGUGCCAGAAAGUGGGGACGAGUGGGUACUCGGGGACGUUGGUUACGAUAAACAUGAUGGAGGUUAGUCACGAUGAGGUGAUGACGGGGGCGAUCUUACAGGAGCAGGAGAAGCCAGUGUUGGUAGAGGUGCAGUCGAGUUGGCGAGGCAAGGUUGGCGGGGUAGUUGAGGUGCCAUUAUAUUUAUAG